GGACGUUUAGAGCCAUCGCACGUUGCUGCAGUUUAUGGAUUUGUCUAACCCUGUCAUCAUGAAUAUAAUCUUCGUUUGCUUUGCCGUUGUUAUGGUGUGUACACUUGUCCGUGGCGAUGAUCUUAUCGAGGCAAAUGAAGCUGGAGACGAAGCAUGUGAUCCUACAACAAACGUCUGCUUUAAGUUCUUUCACGCAUUAAGGGCGGAAUGGAGUGAAGCUAAAGACGUAUGUAUCUCCGAUGGAGGACAACUACUCAUCAUCGAUUCAUUUCCCCUUCACAAGAAGAUCAGACAAUAUAUUAACUCACAUCCGAGUAUUAGUAGUCCCAAGGGCGGGGGUUACUGGACUGGUGCAAAUGAUAUAGAAAAUGAGGGCGUAUUUGAACUUAAUGACUGUUCUCCAUUAAACUAUGAUGAUGGGUGGCAUUCUGAGAAACGUGGACAGAGAAUAAUAACUCAACCUAGCAACACAGUUAAAAAUGACAUCAAUGGACAGGACUGUGUCCAGCUAUGGGAACGCCCACCGAAACCGAAAAACGCAGUAUGGAAAUUCGACGAUGACUACUGCUGGAAGCGUAAAUCUUUCAUUUGCGAAUAUGCCGCUCUAACCUGCGGAAGUGGAUUUUAUGAACACGAAGGAGAAUGCAAACCGUCAACAUCGUAUUUCGUAACGUUCGUGUUUACCGCCGUAAAUGGUGAGACGUCUACCUACACUGAUGUUUACCUCGACCCAGCAUCGGACGAAUAUCGCACUCUAUCUGGAGUGGUUAGUCACUGGAUCAACUCAGUCCUUGAUAUAGAAAGCACAGAUUACUAUGGUAUUGAAAUCCUUGGUUUUUAUCCUGGUAGCAUAGGCGUCGAUGCUGUUGUACAUUUUGACCAGACUACUACUACAACAGCAACCGAUGUGCGAGAAUCUCUGAAUACUGCGUCUGACACUGCACCGUUAGAAAUACUUCAAGCAACCAUUAAUACAGCUGAUGAGCGCGUAUCAUGGCGAGAAGACGGCCGUUGUGGAUCACUUUACCGAGGAACAAACGGGGUCAACCCAGCUGAAUGUGAUCCUUAUGGUUCGACGCCUUGCUGCUCUUCUACGAAAGUCUGCGGCGAUUCACCAGAUCACUGUGAAUGUGAUGGAUGUAUAGACUACAGAGAUGUGUAUGGAGUUACCAUAACAACUACAGCUACAACUACAGCUACAACUAUGUCUACGGAUUCGGUUACUACUGAGGCUUCUGUGACUACAGAGUCAGUGGGUACACCAACGGCAAUCCCACCAGUGUCCACCACCGAGCCAGAGGAAGUAUCGGAAAAGAUUUACUGGGCACACUGGAAUAGCUCAACGUGGGAUCAAACAAUAUCCGUGUGUGAACAAAUGGGAGGAUCAAUUAUAACCAUUCCAAAUGCAGAGGCCCAGCGAAAGCUAGAAAUAAAGAUUCUAACUGACACAGAACAUGUUCGAACAGUUGGAUAUUACCUUGGAAUUCGUCGAUUACCGGAUGACACAUGGGCAAAUGUAGAUGGGUCUCCGUUGACGUAUACUAACUGGGACGAUGGCUAUCCUGAUAGCGAAGACGGUGACUGCUGGGGCUGGAAUUGGAGCUUCGUGGGAACCAUCGUUCGGGAAGUGGAGAAACCGACCUUGUUAUGUCAGACUGACCGUGCCUGUCAAUAUGAUGCCGGUGAACCUGAACCCGUGAUACCACCGGAAGUGAGAUAUUACAAGGCUUAUAUAGGACCUAAAAAUUGGGACUCAGCAAGAGAUGUUUGCAUGGACAAUGGCGGAGACCUUGCUUCAGCACCUGACGAAAGCGCUUAUAAACAGCUCGUAGCAGCACUGGUUGAAGAUGGCAUUUACACAAUAUUCGACUUCUUUUGGAUUGGGGUACGUCGGAACGAGGCGGAAGUUUUCGUUGAUUUGAAAGGAGUAGAACAGACUUAUUUGCUUUGGCCGGCAAUGGGGACGUAUACUAUACCAGAGCCACACGAAUGCGUCGCAGUUUGGACAUACAAAGGUAAUUUAUGGCCUUACUACUGGAGAACGUACUCCUGUACAUCGCCACAGGGUUUCGUGUGUGAGUAUUCGUCUGAACCAGAAGACGAUGGAGACGAAGACUGGGACGACGAGGGACAAACUGGAAGGUACCGUGUGUAUCAUGACUCAACUGACUGGCUAACAGCCAGAGGUUUGUGCCAGGAACGAGGCGGCGAUCUCGCGUCGGUUGCCAACGCAGAUGACCAGGCAGCUAUAGUGCAGAAAAUUGGCGUAAACAGUUGGACAUACCGUGGAUUCUGGAUAGGAGCUCACCGGGAGGAAUGGGCAGGAGACUUUUUAAAUCCAGAUGGAUCAGUCAUCACUUACAAUAAUUUCCAGUACACGCCGUGGAGUGGAUAUCGUUCCGCCUUCAUCAAAGCGCUUGGAUUUGGGCCAUCUUUCGGCAAAUGGGAUGCCAGCUAUCCCAAUGUGUGGAGAUAUUAUGUUU
Molecule: messenger RNA, 2483 nt
Organism: Saccoglossus kowalevskii
Lineage: Eukaryota; Metazoa; Hemichordata; Enteropneusta; Harrimaniidae
Source: RefSeq, a predicted model, not a curated record